AUGGACGUUGAAAAAAUUCCAAAAGCUGAUAAUCCAGAUAUCGAUGAUACUGUUGAUGGUUCAGAUGAAUCAAUUGAACAGUACGAUGGAUUUACCAAAGCUACCAAUGACCAAAUUCAAAACUUGGCCAGAACUUUAAGUCACCAAUCAUUUCAUUCUUCCCAAAUUGAAGAUUCCAAUGAAUUGAUUAAAUACUUAUCUCAUAUGUCUCAAGUUCCAGGUAUUGAAACUUUCCACGAUGGCAUCGAUGACAGAUUAAAUCCAGAUUCCGAUAGUUUUGAUGCUAAAUUUUGGGUGAAAAAUUUAAGAAAAUUAAGAGAUUCUGAUGAAGAUUAUUAUAAACAUAACAAAUUAGGUAUUGGUUAUAAGAAUUUAGUUGCUUCUGGUAUUGCUACUGAUUCAGAUUAUUUAUCAACUGUUUCCAAUGGUGUAUGGAAAUUCAUGAAAGAUAAUUAUAAUAACUUUUUCAAUGAUAAACCUGAAAGAUAUUUCGAUAUUUUGAAAAGUAUGGAUGGUUUAAUGUUACCUGGAGAAGUCACUGUGGUUUUAGGUAGACCAGGUAGUGGUUGUUCUACAUUAUUGAAAACUAUUGCCUCUCAAACUUAUGGUUUUAAAGUUAGUCCUGAAAGUCAAAUUUCUUAUGAUGGUUUAUCUCCUUCAGAUAUUAAAAAUAACCAUAGAGGUGAUGUUAUUUAUUCAGCAGAAACUGAUAUUCACUUCCCAAAUUUAAUGGUUGGUGAUACUUUAGAAUUUGCUGCUAGAAUGAGAACCCCUCAAAAUAGAGGUAAUGUUGAUAGAGAAACUUAUGCUAAACAUUUAGCUGCUGUUUAUAUGGCCAUGUAUGGUUUAUCUCAUACCAGAUACACUAAGGUUGGUAAUGAUUUCAUCAGAGGUGUUUCUGGGGGUGAAAGAAAGAGAGUUUCAAUUGCUGAAGCUUCAUUAUCUGGAGCCAAUUUACAAUGUUGGGAUAAUGCUACUAGAGGUUUAGAUGCCGCUACUGCUUUGGAAUUCAUUAGAGCCUUAAAGACUUCCGCUGCUGUUAUGGAUACUACUCCUUUAAUUGCUAUUUAUCAAUGUUCUCAAGAUGCUUAUGAUUUAUUUGAUAAUGUGGUUUUAUUAUAUGAAGGUUAUCAAAUUUUCUUUGGUAAAGCUAAAGAAGCUAAACAAUUCUUCUUAGAUAUGGGUUAUGAUUGUCCUGCUAGACAAACUACUGCUGAUUUCUUAACUUCUAUUACCAAUCCAGCUGAAAGAAUUGUCAGACCAGGAUUUGAAAAUAGAGUUCCAAGAACUUCAAAAGAAUUCGAAACUUAUUGGAAAAAUUCUCCUGAAUAUCAAACUUUACUUACAAAGAUUGAUGAUUAUUUCUCCCAUUGUCAUGAUAACGAUACUAAAGCUAAAUAUUUAGAAAGUCAUGUUGCUAAACAAUCUAACCACGUUAGACCUUCAUCUCCUUACACUGUUUCAUUCUGGAUGCAAAUCAGAUAUGUAUCUCAUAGAAAUUUCUUAAGAAUGAAGAGUGAUCCUUCAAUUACAUUGUUUUCUGUGUUAUCCCAAGUUAUUAUGGCCCUUAUUGUUUCAUCCUUCUUCUACAAUAUGCAACCAACUACUGACACUUUCUAUAAAAGAGGUGUUUCCAUGUUCACUGCUUGUUUCUUUAAUGCUUUUGCUUCAUUAUUGGAAAUUAUGACUCUUUUCGAAGCUAGACCUAUUGUUGAAAAGCAUAAACAAUAUGCUUUGUAUAGACCUAGUGCCGAUGGGUUGGCAUCAAUUGCAACAGAAUUUCCUGUUAAAAUUGCUAUGUCUUUGGGUUUCAACUUGAUUUUUUACUUCAUGGUCCAUUAUAGACGUGAGCCUGGUAGAUUCUUCUUUUACUUGUUAACUAUGUUCAGUUGUACUAUUUCAAUGUCCCAUAUUUUCAGAACUAUUGGUGCUACUACUAAAACUAUGGCUUCAGCUAUGACUUUUGCUACUGCCAUUUUAAUUGGUUUAGUUGUUUUCACCGGGUUCUCCAUUCCAACUCCUUCUAUGUUAGGUUGGUCAAGAUGGAUGAAUUAUAUUGAUCCUAUGGGUUUCGCUUUCGAAAGUUUGUUGGUCAAUGAAUUCCAUGGUGUUAAUUAUCUUUGUUCCCAAUUCAUUCCAUCUGGUGGCGCCUACGAUUCUUUACCUUUAGCUUCCAAAAUUUGUUCUGUUGUUGGAGCUGUACAAGGUGAAGAAUAUGUUAGUGGUGAUGAAUAUCUUAGAUUAAGUUACCGUUAUUCUAACGACCAUAAGUGGAGAAAUUGGGGUAUCAUGAUUGGUUUCGUUGUUUUCUUCCUUAUUGUUUACUUGGUAAUUAUUGAAUUCAACAAAGGUGCAAUGCAAAAGGGGGAAAUCGUCUUAUUCUUGAAAUCAGCUUUGAAAAACCAAAAGAAACAAGCUGUUGAUACUAAUGAUGAAGAAAACCAACUUACCAAUGAAAAGAUCAAUAUGGAUGAUCAAUAUGAAUCAUCCAGUGGUUCAGUUAAGAAAAUGGAAAAUAGUAACAUCUUCCAUUGGAAAGAUUUAACUUAUCAAGUUAAAGUCAAGAGUGAAGAUAGAAUUUUAUUGAAUCAUGUUGAUGGUUGGGUUAAACCAGGUCAAUUAACAGCUUUGAUGGGCUCAUCAGGUGCUGGUAAAACUACCUUAUUGAACACAUUGUCUGAAAGAUUAACUGUUGGGGUUAUUUCCGAAGGUAACAGAAUGGUUAAUGGACAUCCAUUAGAUUCAUCUUUCCAAAGAACUAUUGGUUACGCUCAACAACAAGAUGUUCAUUUACCAACAUCUACUGUCAGAGAAGCUUUGAGAUUCUCAGCUUACUUAAGACAACCUGCUAAUGUUUCUAUCAAAGAAAAGGAAGAAUAUGUCGAAUAUGUUAUUGAUUUAUUGGAAAUGUCUGCUUAUGCUGAUGCUGUUGUUGGUGUUGCUGGUGAAGGUCUUAAUGUUGAACAACGUAAACGUUUAACCAUUGGGGUUGAAUUAGCUGCUAAACCAAAAUUAUUGUUAUUCUUAGAUGAACCUACUUCAGGUUUAGAUUCCCAAACUGCUUGGUCUAUUUGUAAAUUGAUGAGAAAAUUGGCUGAUCAUGGUCAAGCUAUUUUAUGUACUAUCCAUCAACCUUCAGCUAUUUUAUUACAAGAAUUCGAUAGAUUAUUAUUCUUACAAAAAGGUGGUCAAACUGUUUAUUUUGGUGAUUUAGGUGAAAAUUGUUCUACUUUAAUCAAAUAUUUUGAACGUAAUGGUUCAGAUCCUUGUCCUCCAGAAGCUAAUCCAGCUGAAUGGAUGUUACAUGUUGUUGGUGCUGCUCCAGGUUCUCAUGCUAAACAAGACUAUUUCGAAGUUUGGAGAAAUUCUCCUGAAUAUGAAGCUGUCCAAAAAGAAUUAGACUAUUUCGAAACUGAAUUAGUCAAAUUACCAAGAGAUAUCGCUCCUGAUGCCCAUAAAACUUAUGCUACUCCAAUUUAUAAACAAUAUCUCCCAGUUACUUGGAGAAUCAUUGUUAGUUUCUGGAGAACUCCAAGUUAUAUCUAUUCCAAGAUUUUCUUAACUGUUUCCUCAAGUUUGUAUAUUGGAUUUGUUUUCUUCAAUGCCCAUAACAAUAUCCAAGGUUUACAAAAUCAAAUGUUUGCUGUUUUCAUGACUUUCGUUUCCUUAUUCACUUUACUUCAACAAAUUUUACCUUACUUCAUUUUCCACAGAAGUAUUUAUGAAAUCAGAGAAGCUCCUUCAAGAACUUUCUCAUGGAUUACUUUCAUUUUGGGUAUAAUGUCAGCAGAAAUUUUCUACCAAUUUUUCAUGGGUACAAUUUUCUUCUUCUGUUGGUUCUAUCCAGUUGGUUUCUAUAAGAAUAUGUCAUACGAAGGUAACACUAAUGAAAGAGCUGCCUUGAUUUGGUUGUUCGUUACUUUCAACCAUGUUUUCAUUUCUACUUUGAGUCAUCUUGCUAUGUCUUUCAAUGAAGUUAUGGAAAAUGCUGGUAACUUAGCCAUGUUCGUUUUAACUAUUUGUUUCAACAAUAAUGGGGUUUUAGUUCAAUAUAACGAUAUUCCAGGAUUUUGGAAAUUCGUUUAUAGAGUUAAUCCUUUCACCUAUAUUGUUCAAGGGGUUUUAAGUGCAGGUUUAGCUAAUGCUCCAGCUUACUGUGAAGAAUAUGAAUUAUUAAAAUUCACCGCUCCUGAUGGAGAAACUUGUGGUUCAUUCAUGAAUGAUUUCAUUGGUGUUGCUGGUGGUCAAUUGAUGAAUAAUCAAACUUCCAAUUGUGAAUAUUGUUCAUACACUUCAACCAAUCAAUUCUUAGACAGAAUUAGUGCUAGUUAUUCAGAAAGAUGGAGAAAUUUCGGAAUCUUAUGUUGUUUCAUUGUAUUCAACUUUUUCCUUACCAUCCUCUUCUAUUGGUUAGCUAGAGUUCCAAAAGGAACUAGACAAAAAAAGUGA
Yamadazyma jaroonii is the source of this 4449-nucleotide messenger RNA. The record is from the annotation of a GenBank genome assembly. NCBI's taxonomy places the organism in Eukaryota, Fungi, Ascomycota, Pichiomycetes, Serinales, Debaryomycetaceae.